This is a messenger RNA of Zerene cesonia (dogface butterfly), 2249 nucleotides long. Its product is annotated as 4-coumarate--CoA ligase 2-like. The record is from RefSeq and is a predicted model, not a curated record. Gene Ontology annotation, biological process: long-chain fatty acid metabolic process; fatty-acyl-CoA biosynthetic process. Gene Ontology annotation, molecular function: long-chain fatty acid-CoA ligase activity. The transcript is spliced from 9 exons. Gene Ontology annotation, cellular component: mitochondrion. The coding region runs from base 40 to 1749 and encodes 569 amino acids. Lineage: Eukaryota; Metazoa; Arthropoda; Insecta; Lepidoptera; Pieridae.
CAUUUUGCUGUUGAGAAAAGCGCGCGCGAAUUUGUAAACAUGGCGCGAAAAUUGUUGUUACGUGAAAUAAAAGAAUUUAAAUCUGUUAGAAAAUUGUCAGCAAGUGUGAAAUUGAAUAAAAAUGAGGAAUUUAUUGUCAAAUCGUCGAUUCCUGAUGUAGUAGUUCCAGAUAUGAAGUUUUUAGAUCGGCUCUGGAUUGAUUCUCAACGAUGGAAUAGUAACCACAUCGCUCUUAAAUGUGCAGAAACAAAGAAGACCUAUACGUUUUCAGAAUUAUGGAAGUAUACAUCGGUAUUUGCUACAUCGCUCCGGAAGAAAUUGGGCUUACAAACGAACGAUGUUGUAGCAGUGAUGUUACCUAAUUGCCCUGAGUUUCCUGUCGUUACCUUUGGGUCGCUGCAGGCGGGAUGUAUUGUAACUACAAUCAACCCUAUAUAUAAAGAAAUGGAAAUAGGCCACCAAGUGGCGACAACAGAACCGAAAGUGGUUGUCACUAUUCCUGAAUGUUACGAAAACCUGAGGAAGGGUCUUCAAAGCGUUAAAAGUCAAGCAAAAGUUGUUCUAUUAGACCGACCAAAUAUGUCCUUACCAGAUGGAGUAAUUCGGUUUUCUGAAAUAGCUGAAAGUGGAGAGGCUGAUCACGCUAUGUUGGAAAAGAUUGAGAGGAAAAAGGAUGAUAUUGCUUUUAUACCGUUUUCUAGUGGUACAACUGGUCUCCCUAAAGGAGUUGAUAUAACACAUGGCAAUCUCUUGGCCAGUAGUACUUUGAUGAGUCAAAAGCCUAAUGACUUCGCGCUGAUGGCUGAUGCAAAUUAUCAGGACAUAGUGCCCUGUAUUCUCCCAUUCUUUCACAUAUAUGGUUUGGUGGUAACCUUAAUAGGGCAUAUAACCAAGGGCUGCCAAUUGGUGACGAUGCCGCGUUUUUCUCCGACUACCUUCUUCGAUGUUUUGAAGAACGAUAAACCGCAUCUCUUGUAUGUGGUGCCGCCUAUUGUGAUUCUCUUGGGCAAACAUCCCGACGUGAAACCCGAACAUUUUACAAACGUUCGUAGGAUUAUAUGUGGUGCCGCACCGCUAGCGUCGUCUGAUGCAGAUGCUAUACUGGAAAAGAGUAACUCAAAGUUAGCGUUCGGACAAGGUUUCGGUGCGACAGAGACGUGUUCGCUAACAACCACCACGUUUAUAGACACCAAGAUAGAGGACUACUCCUCUUGCGGCGAGCCCAUGGUCAAUGUUGAAUUGAAAUUUGUAGACCCACUUAGUGGGAAUGAUGUGCCUGUUGGAGAAUCAGGAGAACUGCUAGUAAGAUCACCAACAUUAAUGAAAGGUUACCACAAAAACGAGAAGGCCACAAAGGAAUCAAUUACCGAAGAUGGUUUCUUCAAAACCGGAGACCUUGGAUACUACAAGCCUGGUGUCGGAUUGUACGUUACUGAUAGGAUUAAAGAACUUAUUAAGGUCAAGGGUAUGCAAGUAGCACCGGCAGAAUUGGAAAGUUUACUCCGAUCGCAUCCAGCCGUUCAAGAUGCUGCCGUUAUUGGUGUACCCCACGAAUACCACGGCGAGGUACCAAAAGCAUUUAUUAUAAAGAAGUCGGGUCUCAGCGCGACCCCUGAGGAACUCCAAGACUUUGUAGCGAGCCAAGUGGCCUCUUUUAAGAAAAUCGAAGAAGUUGUUUUCGUUAAUGAAAUCCCUAAAACUAGCACAGGAAAGAUUUUAAGGAAGGAUUUGAAAAAAAUGUACGCUUAAUUAAAUAAUAUAUGAGUUUCAUACGAGAGACUGAAUCAAAAGCUUGGAUGAAAUCAGUUUAUUGAAGUUCAAGAAAAUCUAUUUUAAGUAUUUUAUAUUCUAGUAUGUCUUGAAAAGUCGAAGCUGAAGUUAAUUAUAUUAAAGGGAAAAUUAAUUACAAAUUGUUAGUUUGUCGUUUUUGCUAAUAAUAUUUUAAAAGGUUAUAAAUCCGUCCCAUACAAUAACCUUUAUUGGACUGAAAUUUGAGAUGGAAUGUUCGCGUUGUGCCUUUCUAUUGAGUAUUUAUUAUAAUAUAUGUACUUCAUUAUUUUGAAAUGUUUUUUGUUAUAAAAAAACAUUUACAAAAAUAAUACUUCUACUUGUUGUAGUUACCAUGUCAUUAGAACCUUCUCAAAUUUCUAUGAUACACGUAUGCAUUUUUAUACAACAUAUAUUUGUUGAAUAUACAAGCCAUGAUUUAUAUAUUAUUAUAGUGUUAUAUCAAAAUUUGUAAAAAUGUA